AUGAGCAGCCACAGCAUCAGUCUGUUUCUGAGAGAGAGCAGCCAGUACCUGGGUGGUGUGGGCUGUCUGCAGGGCCUGCAGGACAGUCUGCAGCAGAGAGCACUGCGCAUGCGUCUGUAUCCCAUGACCAGAGAGCAACUGUGGCGCUUUCUGAGCAGAAAUGCCUUCAUCUUGCUCACAGUCAGUGCUGUGAUCACUGGGCUCAGCCUGGCAUUCACCUUGCACCCAUACCAGCUCUCCUACCACCAGAUCAAGUACUUCUCUUUUCCUGGUGAGCUGCUCAUGAGGAUACUGCAGAUGCUGGUGCUCCCCCUCAUCGUCUCCAGCCUUGUCACAGGUAUGGCAUCCCUGGACAACAAGGCAACAGGGCGGAUGGGAAUGCGGGCAGCCGUGUACUACAUGGUGACCACAGUCAUUGUGGUUUUCAUUGGGAUCCUAAUGGUCGUGAUCAUCCACCCUGGGAAAAGCUCCAAGGAGGGGCUUCACUGUGAGGGCCGAAUUGAGACUGUCCCAACAGCUGAUGCUUUCAUGGACCUGGUCAGAAAUAUGUUUCCACCUAACCUUGUGGAGGCCUGCUUCAAACAGGUUUGGAGAAGCACAUGGUUUAAUCAAGGAGGGAUGGAGGGUGGAGGGAGCUUGCUUCCCAAGGAGAAGGGUGGAAGAAGGGCCUGA
Molecule: messenger RNA, 672 nt
Organism: Peromyscus californicus insignis
Lineage: Eukaryota; Metazoa; Chordata; Mammalia; Rodentia; Cricetidae
Product: excitatory amino acid transporter 4-like
Exons: 4
Coding region: 1-672 (223 amino acids)
Biological process (GO): L-glutamate transmembrane transport
Cellular component (GO): plasma membrane
Molecular function (GO): neutral L-amino acid transmembrane transporter activity; glutamate:sodium symporter activity; L-glutamate transmembrane transporter activity
Source: RefSeq, a predicted model, not a curated record